Rhinopithecus roxellana (golden snub-nosed monkey) is the source of this 2202-nucleotide messenger RNA. It is a transcript of the gene CFAP300, whose product is annotated as cilia and flagella associated protein 300. The transcript has 7 exons. NCBI's taxonomy places the organism in Eukaryota, Metazoa, Chordata, Mammalia, Primates, Cercopithecidae. The record is from RefSeq and is a predicted model, not a curated record. The coding region runs from base 29 to 832 and encodes 267 amino acids.
CCCAGGCAUCCAGGCAGCCGAGAGCACGAUGGCUACUGGGGAGCUCGGGGACGUGGGCGGCUACUACUUCAGGUUCUUGCCUCAGAAAACCUUCCAGUCUCUGAGCUCUAAGGAGAUCACUAGCCGGCUCCGCCAGUGGUCCAUGCUGGGCAGAAUCAAGGCACAGGCGUUCGGCUUUGACCAGACCUUUCAGGCUUAUCGGAAGGAUGAUUUCGUCAUGGCUUUUUUCAAAGACCCAAAUGUUAUUCCCAAUUUGAAGUUACUUUCAGAUUCUUCUGGACAAUGGAUUACAUUAGGAACUGAAGUGAAAAAAAUUGAAGCUACAAAUGUUCCCUGCACACAGCUUUCAAUGUCAUUUUUUCAUCGGUUAUAUGAUGAAGAUAUUGUACGAGACAGUGGACAUAUUGUUAAAUGUUUAGAUUCUUUUUGUGAUCCAUUUCUCAUUUCUGAUGAGUUACGAAGAGUUUUGCUAGUGGAAGACUCCGAAAAAUAUGAAAUAUUCAGCCAACCAGAUAGAGAAGAGUUCCUGUUUUGUCUUUUCAAACAUCUUUGCCUUGGUGGAGCCCUUUGUCAAUAUGAAGAUGUGAUUAGCCCAUAUCUGGAAACAGCAAAGCUUAUCUAUAAGGAUCUAGUGAGUGUUCGAAAGAAUCCUCAAACCAAGAAAAUACAAAUUACCUCUUCUGUCUUUAAAGUUUCAGCCUACGAUUCUGCUGGUAUGUGCUAUCCUUCAUCUAAGAAUCAUGAACAGACAUUUUCUUACUUUAUUGUGGAUCCUAUCAGGCGCCAUCUUCAUGUUUUAUACCACUGUUAUGGUGUGGGAGACAUGUCUUAACGCUCUUUCAAAUUAUGUACCUCUACUAUUUUUUGUUUAUCAUUUUUCUCUUUUAACACUAAUAGAUAAACAUUUACUUUGCAAAUUAAUUCAAGAAAAAUGUAAGGAACCUACUUAGAGCAGAAGAAAGCAAACACCAAGAUGCCUUUUUAAAAAUUUGUGUGGAAUACUAACUGGGGAUCAAAUUUCAUCCCUAAUAAAAUCUAUACCAAAAAAAUUGUGGAAUUUUUACAAAAAGUUACAAGGAAUUCCUUGUAACUAGAAAUCUAGUUCUAAUUUGCAUUGUGAUUCAAGUGAAUCCUCGAUUUUCCAUGUAUUUUAAUUUAUAAGCUAACUAAUUCUGGAUUGCAAAUGUAGCAGAAAACUAAACAUUUCUACUACUGAUCAUUAAUAUAAAUUGUUAGUUUAUUUAACUUGUUUCAUUUAAUUUCAUUUCUUCAUUGCACAAGCAUUUACAUCUCUAAAGCUAGGAAAAGCAUAACAAUUCUUUUGCUUUAUAUGUUCCACUUAAAAGCCUCAAUAAAAAGAUAGUGUUCUGGGCCUUGGCACGGUGGCUCACGCCUGUAAUCUCAGCACUUUGGGAGGUCAAGGCGGGCGGAUUACGAGGUCAAGAGAUCAAGACAAUCCCGGCCAACAUGGUGAAACUCCGUCUCUACCAAAAGUACAAAAAUUAUCUGGGUGUGGUGGUGCGUGUCUGUAGUCCCAAAUACUCAGGAGGCUGAGGCAAGAGAAUCACUUGAACCUGGGAAGCGGAGGUUGCACUGAGCCAAGGUUGUGCCACUGCACUCUAGCCCGGCAACAGAACAAGACUCCAUCUCGAAAAAAAAAAAAAAGGUUCUGAAAGUAGUCGUAAACUCUUUUAUCACAUAAUAAAUUAAGGCUGCAGCCGUCCCACAGCUAAUACAAGAGCUACAUGUAAACAGAGAAAGUUGGCCUGAUGGUAUUAGUAGGCUGUUCAAACAGUGAGAAGCAGGUUAUCUUAGUACUGUUCCUUAUUUCAUUCAUAGAAUGAAUGUAUAACCUAGAUUUUUUUUUUUUUUUUUUUUGAUGGCAAAAAUCAUUGACAUAUAUCCCAUGGGUCAUGGGAAGCCUGUAAGAAAUGUUGAGGUUUUGAGGAGGAGCAAGUUUGAAAGAUGUGCUUCUGUGUUGUGGGAUAAAGAUGAUAAUCUUGGACUUGAACCUGGAUUUGAAUCUGGAAUGCAGCUGGCAAUUUGGGUAUAGAGCUCAGGAGAAAGAGUAUGUUUUACUUCUAAUACCUAGCACAAUGCCUUAGCAUAUUAAAUGUUUAUUGAAUGAAUAACUACUUUCCAGAUAUGCUCAUAAUACCCAUAGAUUUUUUUAAUUACAUAAAAACAUAAAAUCAAGAACUG